ACGAGAGUCGACUCCCGAAUGUGAUAGCUAAAGGAGGUGCUUAACGGUCAGAUCCAGACAUUCAAACUUCUCUGCGUGCAACGAAAUCAGUAGCUUCAUUUAAUUUGAAAAUCAUGGACGAAGACAGCACUUGGGAAUUUAACGCUCCUCAACAUUACUGCGAUUUACCAUCUGCCCUCAACGACGAUGAUACCGAGCUAGCUGAUCAAUAUUUUUUUGCUAAGGCAGAUGAUACAGUGUAUGAAGAUAUUACACCUCAUGAGGAGGAAGACCAUUUUGCUGCAAUGAUAUGGAAUGAACAUGUGCCGUCUGUCAAGGAAGAAGAGAAAGAAUAUCCUGUAAUUAGGAGAAGGUCUCGUUCAGUUGGAAGUAGGCCUCUGUAUAAAAAACAGCAUGACGGUUCACCUCCCAGAAUUAAUUCAAAUGUUUUUAAGAAACCGGCCCCUAAAGCCCAAGCUCAAGCUGUCAAAAACAAUGAGGAUUCUGAUCAAUAUUUCAUAGGGGGUUUGCGAUCUUACAAUCAUGUUAGAACUCAUGAAGUUCCAAAAGUUACAAAACCAAUGCCUUUUAAUUUAACUGAGUCUAAGAAAAAAGUUGUUCAGGUGGCACAAUCUAAUCCCAGUAUGGCUGAAGGUGUUCAAAAUUGGCAAAAAAAGACUCCUGAGCGUUUCCAUUCAUCGCGACAUGGAGAAGUCUAUCGGAUGGUGGAGAGAGUUGAAAUGCGUACAACAGAAGCGCAUACACCUCAGCUUAUGGCCGCCAAACGUCACCGGCCAGUUCACGCUUUGAGUCGCGAAGAAAAAGAACGAAAUGAGUUGGAAGAAAUGAAAAAGAGCCAAUUUAAAGCUCAUGGCGUGGACGAAAAGAUUUUUAAAGCCCCAAUUCUGCCCGUCAAGAAAGAAGUAAAGUGUACAAAAGUAGAGCCUUUUCACCUUACAGAGUCUCAUAAAAAGGAGAAUGUUCCCCCUUGUGACUCGGAAGCAAACGAUUAUACAUUCCAUGCAAAGCCUGCACCAAAAUUCGAGGUUCCAUCCGUGGACCGAAAACAAUUUAUACCACCAACUAUUCCUCAAACACCCAAAUUCAGCGACGCUGGCAAAGCCUCGCUAUAUUCGUGGCGUGAGAGACGACAGCGUUCAAGGUCUAAUGGGAGCUUGACAGCUGGUCGCAGCUCCUCCAAUGGUUCCCUUACAUCUACAGGAGAGCGCUUAAAAUCAACUGUUGUGGAACCUUUUAGCUUCGAAGAUCGUGAUAAACUUUUGCAGCGUAAAAAAGAGAAAAAAAUUGAGAAGGUUGUGGAAGAAGAGCGCAAGCAAAGAGAAUUUCAUGCAAAUCCUUGUCCGAAUUUCUCGCAUCCUGCUAUACCGGAAAGACCAACGCUCACAACUACAAAAGCCGCACCAUUUCAACUUAGUUACGAUACGCGCGGAGCCUCGAGAAAAGAAAAGUUUCUCUCUCAGUUGGCAGAAAUGCGCCUUGAAGAACGUAAGGCAUCACAAUUCAAGGCUCAACCAGCAAAAGUUCUCAACAAGGAACCCUUCAAAGUAAAGUUAGAUCAUAGUCAGGGCAACGUUACGGAUGUCGUUGAAUUUUCUUUGACUACGGUGAAACGGGCGGCGGAACGGAAAAACUUUGACCAGUUUUUGAAAGAGCGAGAACAGGAAAAAGAGAUGCACAAACUGAGGCGCGAGCAAGAAAAACUCCAGAUAGAGGCGGAACAAGCAGCUCGAUUGCGCGAAGAAACUGUUUUCUUUGCAAAUCCGAUUCGUCAUUUUAAAACUGUAGAAAUAAAGAAGGCCGAUACGGAAAUCCUCACGGUUCCCAAGACUCCAAAAUUCAUGAAAAAGUAACAAGUUGCGCAACGAACUAAUGCAGCAGAAUCUUAACCUUCCGUAAUUUUUUAUGUACUUUACAAGCAAUAUAUUCUUUCUCUAAACUUGCGCUUCGAUCAUAAUCUGAAAUACACUUAGUUUAUCCAAGAAA
This is a messenger RNA of Daphnia pulex (common water flea), 1983 nucleotides long. Its product is annotated as targeting protein for Xklp2-like. Gene Ontology annotation, cellular component: spindle; microtubule. The transcript is spliced from 11 exons. The record is from RefSeq and is a predicted model, not a curated record. Lineage: Eukaryota; Metazoa; Arthropoda; Branchiopoda; Diplostraca; Daphniidae. The coding region runs from base 114 to 1850 and encodes 578 amino acids. Gene Ontology annotation, biological process: activation of protein kinase activity; regulation of mitotic spindle organization.